Drosophila santomea is the source of this 1632-nucleotide messenger RNA. RefSeq lists its product as uncharacterized. Bases 88 to 1011 code for a protein of 307 amino acids. Lineage: Eukaryota; Metazoa; Arthropoda; Insecta; Diptera; Drosophilidae. The transcript has a single exon. The record is from RefSeq and is a predicted model, not a curated record.
UAGUCUACACUCAGUCCUUGGCCUAACAAAACAUAUUCUCGACUUUUUUUCGGCUUUGUAAAACAAAAUUUGGUUAAAAAGUAAAAUAUGUUGCGAAUGUUGCGUCAGAAGUGUCGUUCCCUCGUGGAUCGGAGCAUGCCGUGUCUCGAGUCCUUGGUGAAUGCCUGUUCCCAAUUUAAGGCCGAUUGGUCCAAAGAUCUAAGCCACAUCAAGCCUUCGGCCGACUGCGCUGGCUCCAGUGUGCUCCGGCAGCACCUGGUGCGCCGCAACUACAGCAGUCAGUCGUCCGCCGACGAUUGCGGCCUGCCAAAGGAGUGCGAGCAGGAAUCAUCGACAUCCUCCUCCAAGGGCUGUGGUCCUGCUCGGUUCAAGGGCACCAUUUGCGAUGCAGCCAAGGGCGGUAAGCGCAAGAAGAAGGAGGAGCCCAAAAAGAAGUCCAACAAGCCGAAGCUGUCGGCCAGAAUGAGGUCCAUGUGGUACAUACCCGACUGCGAGUACGAGCCAAAGUGCGAUAUGCCAGUGCGGUACGACAUCCAGCACUACCGCAUCUCGGACAAGGAUGCCCGCCAGUACCAGGUGACUUGGAACGAGUGUCCCCGCAUGGUGAUCAAGCCCAAGAAGGUGUGCAUCCACUCGAAGCGCCCGCGUCCCAAGCCCUGCCGCCGUCAGAGGAAGACGGUGGUGGCCACAGCCCGUCCCUCCAUGCCCAUGCUCAAUCCCAUGGAGUGCAAGAAGCCAGAGGACUCCUCACCCUGUCCGCGCUGGACGCUGCCCUGCUGCAAGCCCGCCCGCAUUCCGCCCAGUUGCCACCGCGAACGCCGACCCACCGACUGCACCAAGCGCCCGGCGCCGUAUCCCAGCUUCUCAGAAUGCAAGCGGGAAGAGCUGACCAAAGCGCCACCCACAGAGUGCCUAUGCUUGAAGGUGCCCAUGGUCUGCGAGAUGUGGGCAGAGCUGAGGCGCAGGAUCGCCCGGGGCAAGGGGGCGGUCCUUAAGUGCGGCGAAAUGUAGGCGGCGGCGAAAGCCCAGUCAGUCGACAUCUGACCACAUUCCUACCACUUCCAACUCGAUAGUCCCAUCCAAAUUACAGUUUUCCGAAAUAGCCAUUCCAUUAUCUAAGCCCUCUCUGUCUACACUUUUCAAAUUCAAAAUGCUGUCGAAACGCUGCGGAAAUAACCUAAUGCCACUCGCCGUCCGUUUGGCCAGUUGUGCCGGCUCCAAGGGCGGCGCCUCGGACUCCAAGUCCAACUCGAGAGGUAAAGGCAAGUCCGAGCCCAGCUGCAAGCGCUCCGCAAAACGUAAGAACUGCUCCAAGGUCCCAACACCAUUCCCGAGUUACUCCGAGUGCAAACGGAAGCCGAGUGAUCCUAAACCACCCAAGGAGUGCGAUUGCUGGGACUUUGACAAGUGCUGAUCCUCGCCAAUUUCGAUAUCGGAGAUCCGGGGAUGUCUUCCGCUUACGGCCCUCCCCCAUUUUCACACCACAAGACUGAGCGCUCAAUACUCAAAAGACCGUUGGUGGCACUGGGAGCCUAGGUGUUUUGUCCAUGUAGAACCUUUGCAGUUAACCUGGGCGCCUACGUUAAGCUUUAAUCCGACGUUGAACGAAUACAGGAAUAUAGAAAGUAUUAA